CGGGAAGAAGGGCAGCUAGUCCCGAGGCCUUCUGGGAGUUGUAUUCCCGCGGCUCCUGCCUCGCUGCGGGGCCCAGGGCUGCUUUCCAAGCACCUGUCUGUUUUCGUGGGAGGCAGCGAUCAGUCUGCUCUCCACCGCUCCCCUCGGGGCGUUGCAGAGCAGAUACCUCCUGGCAGCCCAACCAGGAACCGGUGGAGAAGGCAAAGGAGACAUGUAAAGCUGUCAUUCAUAUAGCUCUGGAAAGCUUUAUCAGCUCUUGUGGAGACUUUCCCCUGCACACACCACUCAAGGCUGGAGCUGUAGUGUCAAAAAAUGGAGCCUGUAGAUCUCCUGGCAUUUUCCUCUGUAGAAAUGAAUAGUACCACAGUCACCCUGGCAUUCCUGGCGAUCUUCCUGGUCCUGCUCUAUGGAUAUUCCACAUCUGCAUUCUCAAGACUAAGCAAAGUAGGGAUCCGACAUCCUCCACCUCUUCCUUUCAUUGGAAACCUGCUCUUUUUCCGCGAGGGUUUUUGGGAAAACCAUACAAAACUCAUACAGGAGUAUGGACCUGUUUGUGGGUAUUACAUUGGUCGCCAGAUGUUUGUGGUGGUCUCUACACCAGAGAUGAUCAAGCAGAUUUUGGUGACAGACUUCAGUAACUUCACCAACAGAACUAAGCCGAACUUGGUUUCCAAGCCAAUGCUUGACAGCAUCCUUUGUCUUCGUGAUGACAGAUGGAAGUAUGUCCGGAGCAUCCUGACCCCAGCCUUCAGUGACAUCAAGCUGAAAGAGGUGACACCACUAAUAAACCAGGCCUGUGAUGUCCUGCUGUGUAACUUGAAAGUCUAUGCAGAUUCUGGUAAAGCUUUUGAUAUCCAGAGGUGUUACAACUGCUUUACCUUGGAUGUUGUUGGUAGCGUAGCUUUUGGUACUGAGGUGGAUUCUCAGAAGAAUCCUGAUGACCCCUUUGUUAAGAACUGCAGAACAUUCUUUGAAAUGUCUUUGUUUAAGCCUCUCCUCCUUCUGAUCCUUUCUUUCCCAUUCAUAAUGAUCCCAUUGCUCCGGAUUUUGCCAAACAAGAAACAAAAAGAACUGAAUGGCUUUUUCAUCCAAACCAUAAAGAAUGCAAUUGCCUUCAGACAGCAGCAAGAUGCAGCUCAGAGGCGCAGGGAUUUUCUUCAGUGGAUGCUGGACUCCCGCCCCUCAUCUGACUCCCUGGCAGCUGGGUGUUUUGACGUGACCAAUGCAUCGGCCGCUCCUGGACAGAACGAGGCAUCUCUUGCUGGCAGGGCCCCAUCUGAAAAGGUUCAGCAGAUGUUAACAGAGGAUGAGAUAGCAGGCCAGGCUUUCUUGUUCCUGAUUGCUGGUUAUGAGACCACCACUAGUACACUGUCCUUUGCCACCUACUUGCUUGCCACCAACCCAGAGUGCCAGGAGAGGGUGCUUCAGGAGGUUGACGACUUCUCAGCAAAACAUAUGGUUCCUGAUUACCAGAACGUACAAGAACUCCCUUACCUGGACAUGGUGAUUGCAGAGACAUUGCGCAUGUACCCACCCGCAUUCAGGUUUACUCGGGAAGCAGCUAAAGACUCUCUUGUGCUGGGACAACAUAUUCCAGCUGGGGCUGUCAUUGAAGUUGCUGUUGGACAUCUCCACCACAAUCCUGAGUUCUGGCCAGAACCUGAGAAAUUCAUUCCUGAGAGGUUUACAGAGGAGGCCAGGAAGGAACAACACCCCUUUGCAUACCUGCCCUUUGGGGCAGGACCCCGUGGCUGCAUUGGCAUGAAAAUGGGUUUGCUUGAGACAAAAAUUACUCUGCUGAGGAUUUUGCAGAAGUUUCAAUUUAAGACCUGUCCAGAGACCGAGAUUCCUUUGCAGCUGAAAUCAAAAGCCACACUUGGACCAAAAAAUGGAGUCUAUAUUAUGCUAGAAUCUCGCCAAAAGAAAAAUACACAUCCUGAAGCCUCCUGGGAUCAGACCCUUUAUUGAGUGGUUCACUGGGUGUAGUUGUAUUUCAAAAUCUCAAAGAGAAGUAGGAGCUUAAAUCUCAGUGAUAGUCAGUAGAUGCUACUUCACUGUCCUCCUCUGAGAGAGCCUCCAUCAACUUUUUCAAAGAAGAUGUGGGCUCCACAAUCCUUUUGGUGUUUUUGAAAUUGCUGUGAAUGGUAUCUGUAAAGAAGCAUCCCACUUUGACUUGCUUUUCUACAUUACACUUUCUUUCACUCAUCUCUGAGAAUGCAUUCUUCAUGCUCAAGUUCAAUAAAUAGAGCAGGUGUUAAGCAUGCUUUCACUUUACAAUAGAUUUUAAUUAGAAUUCAUUAUCUCACACAUCCUUCUCAUGCACUUGUAAGUCCACACUCUAGAAAAUGCCCAGGAAGCACUACAGUAAUAGCAAAAAGCCUAGGAUCCAAGGAUUUUACCAUGAACUCUGCUUAAAAAAUAGCUGAGUCACCUGCACAAUGCUUAAUCUCCCUCUGUAAAGUUUAAGGAGUUUCACCUUCAUGCUUUUCAAGUAGUCUGAAGUACACUGAAGGGCAAAAAAGCUGUGUUGAGAGACAGGUACUCUAGCCUCCUAGGAACACACAUUUGCAAGAAAAAAACAAGACAUAAGGCUGACAGCAUCUCUCCAAGAGUAACUGGUACUGUGAUGUUAAGCACAAUGUUUGUGCACCCACAUAACACAGUCCAAACUGAUCCUAAGCAGAGCUGGUUUUAGGAUUCAUAGAACUAUCAAAAAAACCCAAACAAAACCCCACCCAAAACCCAAACCAAAACUGUGUUGCAAAACAUAACUGAGAUCUAUAAGUUAUAUGGUGACAUAUAUAUAAGAUAUAUGGUGACUACUAGCAUUUCUGGUACAGCAUGCUUCAGUCAAUAGCAUUUGAGUCUAGGGAGGAACAAGGGGGCUGAUUUAAAAUAAUUCCCUCAAAAACAUCGUGUGUUGUCUUGCAUUGCUGAGCUGUAGGUUUGUUUAAAUCCAGGCAUGUCUGUUUUACAAGAGGGUUUCAGUCAUUCUCCAACAGCCAAUAUGAAGCAGAGGCUGCUUGGUAAAGCUUCUAUUAAAAAUCAUUUUCUGGGGCUGUGCAGUGAUCACAGCAAGCUGUCAGUAUAAAAAGCUAAAAUGGUGCUUUUAAUGAGACUUCUGAUAUAGAAAACCUUCACAGUUUUAUACUUUAUAAAUAGUAUUCCUAGAAAAACAGGGCUGGGUGCUAAAAAUUAUCAUGCUGCACUGAUUGCAGAUUUGAACUAUCGAUUCUUACCUGGCAAUGAGCUGCAGAAAUUUCUCUGCCUGAUACUUUCUGAAAUGAUCACCUUUUUGUUUUCUCUUGUUAAGUGUUUGUCUUGGACACAGCUUCCCCUAAUAUCAGACACUUCUGUAUAUUUACAGAAAUAAACACAUUUUAAAAAAUUAAA
Molecule: messenger RNA, 3393 nt
Organism: Pogoniulus pusillus (Red-fronted tinkerbird)
Lineage: Eukaryota; Metazoa; Chordata; Aves; Piciformes; Lybiidae
Gene: TBXAS1
Product: thromboxane A synthase 1
Exons: 14
Coding region: 313-1968 (551 amino acids)
Molecular function (GO): oxidoreductase activity, acting on paired donors, with incorporation or reduction of molecular oxygen; iron ion binding; steroid hydroxylase activity
Source: RefSeq, a predicted model, not a curated record